UCUUUCGAAUCCAGUUUUUGAACAUUAUCAUUAUCAUAUAUAUAGUUCUCAUUCUUCGCCUACGAUUGGUACUUAUAAGCCAAUAGAAAAUCGUCACAUGCAUGAUCUUGAAAAGUGUUCUACAAAGCAACAGUAAUCAUUUCACUAUUUCUUUCCUAUCUGAGUGUAGAUUUAAUUUUCAUCAAACGUAAAACUCUGGUCACCUUGGGAUAUAUUUUGUAUUGUUUGAUGCAAAUAGAAGGACACAUUAUGUGAAUUUUCACUAGGAGCAUUGUGAUGUGUUAUAUGAUGAUGAUCAUGAUGAAGGUUUUUUACAUGUUCUGAUAUUUAAUGAAGUGCCCUUUACUUUUUCUUUGUGGGAUAAAAAUCUAGAUGUUGGUUCAUACCAGGCAAUUUCAAUUUUUCUUGUCAAUACGAAAAAGAAAUACCAGAAUCAGAAAACUUUCCUUUUAUAGAAACCACUCUUCUUUACUUUUUCUUUUUUAGCUAUUCCAACUUCUUGUUAACAUGUCACAUGAAAGAGAACAGAUGCAUUUAAUCUCUCUUUACCAACAUUUAUGCUCUCCUAAACAGAAAUUAGAAACCAAAGAGAAAAAAAAAACAUUGGAUUUGAUCGAGACACGAAAAUCUUGGAGUGUUUUGAUGUCUAAAAACAGAAUAAAAACAUCUUAUAGAUUCUGUCUAGACAAUUAAGCCACGAGAAAAACAGAUUUACUUGAGCAUAUUUAUAAAUAUGCCUUAAAAACCAACCUUGUAACUACUUAAGGAUCUCACCCGUUACUUUUUCUUGUGACUCAAGCAAAUUUAACCUCUGUUCUCUUCUUUUGAUGCUUGGCUUUAAAGAUGAUAUCACGAGCCCUCUUAGUGCUCAAAUCUUCGAUUUCUGCGAUCCACAACUCUUUCAAGAAACCUUCAAUCAAACCUCUGAAGUCACCUCUACUUCAAACAUUCUUGAGAAAUCCGGAAGCUUCCAUUCAAACACUAACACAACCACAACAACUGAGAACAGUAACAACAACAGCAAGAACACAGAACUUCAAGACGAAGAAGAUGACAACAACAACACGGAUCUUUCCAUAAUCUUUGACUCACAAGAAGAUUUCGAAAACGACAUAACGGCUUCAAUCGAUUUCUCAUCAUCUUCACUGCAAUAUCCAGUCAUCGAUCAACUCCUUACGGCAACGAGCCAAGACCAGUUUGAUUUCUCUUCAGGACUCCAAGUUACUCACCAGCCUCCUAACAUUUCAUUCUCUGGAGACCCUCUGUCUCUACCAGCUGUUUCCUCUCUAGCUCCUCCUCCUUUACAAUCAGGGGUUUUCGAAGAAGAUUGUCUUUCUUCAGUCCCAAGUUACAAUCCUGGCUUGAACCCUUCUUACUCUUUCUUCCGUACCUCCGGUUUACCGGCGUAUAUGAGCACCGGUUUAUUAUCUGCUGAAAGUAGUCUUGGUUUAUUUCCCGGGAAUAAUCAUGUGGGAUCCGAAAUCAAUAAGCCACAUGAUCCAUUCAUGGACUUUCAAGCUGAUAAUGGUGGUUUAUUCUGUCCUGAUUCCAUCAAACGUAUCUUUAAUCCAGAAGAUCUCCAGAAGGCACUUGGUGUUGGUGGCGUCGAGAGCCAGAGCCACUUGAUGGCGCCUCAAAGUAAUUCAGCAUUAGGACCGGUUGAGAUUAAUAAUGCUUUAGAAGAUUCAACGUUGAGCAAAGUUGGAAAACUCUCCCCUGAGCAAAAGAAAGAGAAGAUUCGUAGGUAUAUGAAGAAGAGGAACGAAAGGAAUUUUAACAAGAAAAUUAAGUAUGCAUGUAGGAAAACAUUGGCAGAUAGUCGACCAAGAGUUAGAGGAAGAUUUGCAAAGAAUGAUGAGUUUGGUGAACCAAGUAGACAAGCUUCUUCAAGCCAUCAUGAUGAUGAAGAUGAAGACGAUAUGGGAGUGAAGGAUGAGGAACAAUUUGUAGAUUCUUCAGACAUUUUUGCACACAUUAGUGGAGCCAACUCCUUCAAGUUCAAUUACCCAAUUCAAUCUUGGAUUUGAGCUCCAAGAGCCACACCAAAAAGAUUCAUGUUUAUAAACAUGAAUCUUAUAGUCUUAUAUAGUUAUAUAAAUCGUAAUUCUAUAGAGUUAUAACUUGUCUAUUUAGUUUUGUGAUGCCCCUCUGUCAAAAAAAAAAAAAAAAAACAAUCUAAGCAAAAUCAAAUGAAGAUAAUGAAUAAAUGGGUUUUAGGCAGGUUUGGUUAAAUAAAACAGUAGCGAGAGUAAGGUUUUAAUAAUGUAACAUAGAAUUUUCCAAAAUUUUCUAGAUACAGUAUGUUACACAUAUAUAAUAUGAUAUAUGAUGUCUUGUAUUUUGAUCACCUGUGAACACUAUAUAUAAUCA
Molecule: messenger RNA, 2370 nt
Organism: Camelina sativa (false flax)
Lineage: Eukaryota; Viridiplantae; Streptophyta; Magnoliopsida; Brassicales; Brassicaceae
Biological process (GO): regulation of flower development
Cellular component (GO): nucleus
Molecular function (GO): protein binding; DNA-binding transcription factor activity
Source: RefSeq, a predicted model, not a curated record